AACUUAAAUGGGGGACAGGAGGAAAGGCUGAAUAAACAGUUUGAAAAUAUAUUAUCGAUUACUGAAUGUGAAUGUCAGUGGUUGUUGCGCGCUCCAUUGCGAGCCUUUAGCGAGAGAAGAAUGAGGAUAAAGCCUUCACUUCCGGCAGAACCUGGAGGUCUGGGGAUACAAAAAACACCGGAAGUUAUUGUUUCUUGUAAGCGAGGCUAAAAUCGACACGGUGAGAAAAUUUUCUUUGAAAUUUACUUGGUUAAAAUGAAGUGAAGUAAUUUCUUUAUCCUGGGGAGCACAUUUUUCGUCAUUUAACGGUUGCUCCCUCCUAUUGUAACCUCACCUGAAUCUCCUUGGAUUUACGAUGCCAUCUCUUGAAAAAUAUGUGCAAAAGAUUCACAAGAAGCUGAACAAUGAAAGACUCGAGGAAGCAAAGAUUAAGAAGUAUCUUCAGGAGCUUGACAGAAUUCAAAUCACGCUGGACGUCUUGAAGGCAACUGGGAUUGGAAGGGCUGUGAAUCGAUACCGUAAACAUGGCAAUGAUGUUGGGGAUAUUGCUUCUUACUUAGUCACAAAAUGGAAAGAACUCUUGAAACAAGAACCAGGUGCAAGUCAAACUUCAUCUUCUGAGGCUUGUGAUAAAGAACUGUCUGGUAGUCACGUGGUAAGAGAAUCAAAGGUUGAUCAAAUAAAUAACAAACAUGACAAGUCCAAGCACAAAACUGGUGAAAUCAAACCCAAGAGCCGACCCACACUGCAGCUCUGUGAUAUUUCAUUUGGCUGUGAACCUGUGAACAUCAACAAACAGAAGAAGAGACCCACAGCGUCUGCAGGUGCUGCAACAAAAAUGACAUCAAAUGAGAGUUCAAGACUAGAGCUAGAUCUGCCUCCCCUGCCAUCAUCACUAUCAGUUACAAACUUACUGCUGCCAGAAAUUCAACCCACUUAUAAACCUGUGAGGUUACCUGCUGAGUUCUGUGAUGGUUCACCUAAAAAGAAAAAAGGUGUAGUUGCUGGUGAGGUUGAUGAGCACGCUCUCAUGUCCAGAAAAUCUCGCACUCAGGUGUUUUCAGGACGAAGAUUACAAGCUGGAACCAUUACAUCUCUAUAUGAAUUAUCAAUGAAGAUCUUAAUUGAGAACAUUGAUGCUCUUGGUGACACUGGUGGAGUACCCUGUGACAUUCUUCAACCAGUUCUUGAGAAGUGUAAUCCACAACAACUCUUGCAUUUGGAAGAAUGUAACCCUUAUUUCAUUGAUGACACUGAUCCACUUUGGGAGAGGCACUGUUGUAGAGACUUCAAAGGAACAAAACCUAAUGCAAGCCAGAGCUGGAGGGAACUUUACAUGCAAAAUGAAAUCGAAAGAGAAGAUAGGUUGAAGAAAAUAAAUCAAAAAAUUGCUGCUAGUCAGGCAGCUAAGAAACCUGAACGACAGGCCCGAAUUGCUUAUGCUGAUACAGAGGCCAAGCCUCCCCGUGAUGUUCGUAAAAAGCAGGCUAAAUUUGGGACUGGAUCAGGGGUUUAUCCUUCCAUACCUGUGAUAGCUCCUUCGAGAAGUACUCCACUGGCACACCAAAGAAAUCUUGGUUCUUCUAAUUCACCAGCAAAGAAACAUGCAGUGCCAGCACCAAUGAUGAAAAAGACAAUGAAACUGUUCAAAAACCAGAGGAGCAGAGCCACGACAAGUAUCAAGAGGAAAUAAGAUUUCUCAGGAAGAUGAUUUUGUUUAAGUUGGUAGAGAGGCAAUUCUAAAGCCUUUGAGUAUGUCAGACAUGUUGGAAUAGUUUUUUUUUUCUAGCUGUUGAGCUUUUAGAGUAGGAAUAAUUGUAUUGAAAUGUAGCUGUGGUUUAAGUAGGUUUCCAUUUGUGAUUAAAAUCUCUCUAGAGGUAAGGUGGUGCUUCUUAAACUAAUUAAUAAUUCAUCAAGUUUAAACAAAGGAAAUCGUGAACGUGACAGGGUUUGGAUAUCUGAUCUUAAUUAG
Orbicella faveolata is the source of this 1972-nucleotide messenger RNA. RefSeq names its product elongin-A-like. The record is from RefSeq and is a predicted model, not a curated record. Gene Ontology annotation, biological process: transcription elongation by RNA polymerase II. Gene Ontology annotation, molecular function: protein binding. Lineage: Eukaryota; Metazoa; Cnidaria; Anthozoa; Scleractinia; Merulinidae. Gene Ontology annotation, cellular component: elongin complex; nucleus.